GUGUGUGUCUAUUGGCUGCUGGGAGCGCUCUUGUCUCUGGAUGUGGCUGCUGUCAAAGGGUUUAUACUAUUAAAACUCCCCGAACUCCUCCAUCCUCCCUGACACUUGUUGCUGCUGCCUGCGCACCGCCGGGAGAGGCCACCUGAACCGCUUCAGCAUUUCCUUUGGGAUUUCCCGCGGGGAGUGAUGAACUCCAUCGACCCUCAGUCCCAUCACCAGCACCACCAACACACCUCUCCGACCGUCGGCUCUCUCCCACCUAAAGGCGCCCAGGAGGCCCCGGACAUGGCCGCUGUCUACUGCGACAACUUCAGCAGCAUGUACCACCAGCAGAGCCUCCAGGGCGCACAGAGACCCGCCGGCUACGGCCUCGGAGAUUACGCAUCGUCUCCAAACCCGUACCUGUGGCUCAACGGACCGGGCGUCAACUCCUCUGCAUCCUACCUGCACGGCAACAACCCGGCGUCGUUCAUCCCGCCCUCCUACGGCUCUCAGCGCCAGUUCCUAACAAACUCACCUGGCUUCGGUGGGCCCGACCUGGGCUGGCUGUCCAUCGCCAGCCAGGAGGAGCUGCUGAAGCUGGUCCGGCCGCCCUACUCCUACUCCGCGCUCAUAGCCAUGGCCAUCCAGAACGCGCACGAGAAGAAGCUGACCCUGAGUCAGAUUUAUCAAUACGUCGCCGACAACUUCCCCUUUUAUAAGAAAAGCAAAGCCGGCUGGCAGAACUCGAUCCGGCACAACCUGUCUCUGAACGACUGCUUCAAGAAAGUGCCGAGGGACGAGGACGAUCCAGGAAAGGGGAACUACUGGACUUUGGACCCAAACUGUGAAAAGAUGUUUGACAACGGAAAUUUCCGCAGGAAAAGGAAAAGACGGUCAGAUCCGAGCAGCGCAGGAGGAGCGGCGGCUGCAGCAGCUGGGGCCACAAAAGUGGAGGACGGCAGGCCGGUGGUGGGGGCCUCAUUGAAGCCUUCAGACAGUCCUCAGCUCCUGGGGCCGUCCUCGCCAGAGAUGGAGGCGAUGAACGAGAACCACAAGAGCUCGUUGUCUUCAUCGCCGUCCGGACUGGCCUCCGCUGCUCCGUGUUUUAAUAACUUUUACAGCAGCAUGUCGACGCUCAACUCGGGGGCCCCCAGCCGGCAGGGGUCCCUGGGACUGGUGAACGAGCUGUCAAACAGGAACAUUACGGCCCUGAGCCCUUACCACCUCAACCACGGUGGGCAGGACACGGGGACGUCAGAGCACGGCGAGGGCUUGCAUUUCAACCGUGGAGUGUACUACAACACGUUUGGCAGCGGGCAGGGCGGACAGUUCAACAGCCACUUCUACAACAGCUUCAGCGUCAACAGCUUGAUCUAUCCCAGGGAAGGGGCAGAGCUAUAGGAGCUGAUUUACCACAACUAAACACUGUUUAGGGACUCGCUGCUCGGUGAAUCCCUCUGAAACACACACACACACCUGCAGAGAGGUCAGAGGGCAGCAGCCCCUCUCCGUCACUGAUCAGUUCACUGGAGAUUAGAACCAGACUCAACCUGACAAACACUCAACCUGCGGAAAGAAAGAAAUGAGCACUUAUCUUUUUACUCUUCUUUUAAUCACUGUAUCAAAGCUCCCUUUGCUCUUAAUGCUCAAAUAUACCUAAAGUGAGACGACCAUUGAACACUUGUGUCUUUUGUAAAACAUUUCUUUGACUUUUCUUUUUUGGCAGUUUCAACAUAAACUCUCAGAAACCAACUCUGUCACGUUUAAGAUGUAAAUGUACGUUUCAAACUCUUCCAUUUGAUUCCAUAUGUUGAAACUGUUUGACUCAAAUCAGCCAAAGUUGCCUUUGUGAGACCGCCGUUACCUCAAAACGACAAUCAGACAUGAUGAGAUGAGAGCUGCCCUGCUGUAUGUUCAGACAGCUCCAUGCAGUAACAAUUGAUUUAACACGAUCCGAGGAAGGGCUCGCCUUAUUUUUGUAUCCUUCACGUCGACUGAACCCACAGCACUUCAGCUCAUGUAAACACACGGGGACUUUAUAAAUGUGUAUUUUUGUAAAUUAUAAAGAUAGUUUGUGACUAUUUAUGCUAUUUAUGCUCAUAGGCAUUGUUUACUACUGUGGUCUGAACAUAGUUUGAUUAAAGCAGAAGUGAAUGAUAUCAGCUUACAAAAGGCGCCGAAAACAGUAUCACUAAAACCCAGAUGUCAUAAAUAUAAAUAUAUAUUAAAUACUAUAUAUCAUGGUUUCUCUCAGGAUUCAGUGGGACAAUCAUUGAAUGGCUUUUGUAUCUAUAAUUGUCUUUUUUUUAUCUUUAUACAGUGCAUACAGCUCACAGGCAGUUUCAACUGUGACUAUUAAUAAAUAUCAUGUGGUCUCUAUUGUAUUGUCAUGCAUCAUUUUCAAACAGGGCAUCAGUGUAUUCAGGGCGUCAUUAUCAUCUGAAUGCAUACCCAUCAAUGUACUUUAAUCUCAUAUUUAAUUACUUCUACUCCAUUUCAGCUCAAUGCAGCCUCUUUCUGUCUGCAUGAGUUUGUUCUUCUUUACCGUGACCUUGUUCUUCAGUUAUGUCUGUGCUCUGAACUAUAUCCAAAGAGUCU
Molecule: messenger RNA, 2580 nt
Organism: Larimichthys crocea (large yellow croaker)
Lineage: Eukaryota; Metazoa; Chordata; Actinopteri; Sciaenidae
Gene: foxi2
Product: forkhead box I2
Exons: 2
Coding region: 187-1383 (398 amino acids)
Biological process (GO): anatomical structure morphogenesis; cell differentiation; regulation of transcription by RNA polymerase II
Molecular function (GO): RNA polymerase II cis-regulatory region sequence-specific DNA binding; DNA-binding transcription factor activity, RNA polymerase II-specific
Source: RefSeq, a predicted model, not a curated record